AUUGACCUCUACGACUAUUCGCCUAUCACAACAGUAUCAGCCGGCAUUCCAAAAUCGAAAUUAAUAUCGCUAAGAACGUCGCACGCCGAAGAUGUCGAAGCCGCAAUCGGAUCAAGAGCGAAGGAAGCAGAUCAGUGUGAGAGGCAUCGCCGAAGUUGGCGACGUGACCGAAAUUAAGAAGACUUUCAAUCGUCAUCUGCAUUACACGCUCGUCAAGGACCGAAAUGUGGCCACUCCAAGGGAUUAUUACUUUGCCCUUGCCCACACAGUCAAAGACCAUUUGGUUUCCAGAUGGAUCCGCACUCAGCAACAUUACUACGAAAACGACCCAAAGAGAGUCUAUUAUCUCUCACUAGAAUUUUAUAUGGGUCGUUCACUAACGAAUACAAUGAUCAAUUUGGGUAUUCAAACGCCAUGUGACGAAGCGCUUUAUCAGAUGGGUUUGGAUAUUGAGGAAUUGGAGAGUUUUGAAGAGGAUGCGGGUCUAGGCAAUGGCGGUUUGGGCCGUUUGGCCGCAUGCUUUUUGGAUUCAAUGGCGACGCUUGGAAUGGCCGCGUACGGAUAUGGCAUUCGUUACGAAUACGGAAUAUUCGCGCAGAAAAUCGUCAACGGCGAACAGAAGGAAGAACCGGAUGAUUGGUUACGUUUCGGCAAUCCGUGGGAGAAAGCCAGACCCGAGUAUAUGCUCCCGAUCAAUUUCUACGGGCACGUUGAAGACACGCCGAAGGGCAAGAAGUGGGUCAACACGCAGGUCGUCUUCGCCCUGCCCUACGAUAGUCCAGUACCCGGAUAUAAUAACAACGUUGUGAACACGCUGCGAUUGUGGAGCGCCAAAUCGCCGAUUGAUUUCAAUUUGAAAUUCUUCAAUGAUGGCGACUACAUCCAGGCUGUAUUGGACCGUAAUUUAGCCGAAAACAUUUCACGUGUUUUGUAUCCCAAUGAUAACUUCUUCGAAGGAAAAGAACUGCGACUCAAGCAGGAAUAUUUCAUGGUAGCUGCUACUUUACAGGACAUUAUCCGUCGGUUUAAAUCAGUGAAAUUUGGCUCCAGGGACGCAAUUCGUACAGAUUUUAAAUUGUUACCUACAAAAGUAGCGAUUCAAUUGAAUGACACUCAUCCAUCAUUGGCAAUUCCGGAGUUGAUGCGUAUUUUGGUUGAUAUCGAAGGAUUGUCAUGGAGUGAGGCAUGGGAUAUCACUGUCAAAACAUGCGCGUACACAAAUCACACUGUACUUCCGGAAGCGUUAGAAAGAUGGCCGACCAGUAUGUUGGAACAUAUCCUACCGAGACAUUUAGAGAUUAUUUACCAUAUUAACUUCUUGCAUAUGCAAGAUGUUGAAAAGAAAUGGCCUGGAGAUAUGGAUAAAAUGCGUUGCAUGUCUCUGAUUGAAGAGGACGGUGAAAAGCGUGUCAAUAUGGCGCAUCUUUCUAUUGUCGGCUCGCAUGCUGUCAAUGGCGUUGCAAGGAUUCAUUCGGAAAUUAUCAAAGCGGAUCUUUUUAAGAACUUCUACGAGUUGACACCGGAAAAGUUCCAGAAUAAGACCAAUGGAAUCACACCAAGGCGUUGGUUACUCAUGUGUAACCCCGGUUUGAGCGAUUUGAUCUCCGACAAGAUCGGUGAAGAUUGGAUUGUACAUUUGGAUGAAUUGAAAAAGUUGCAGAAAUUAUCCAAAGAUGCGAAUUUCCAGCGUGCUGUAAUGAAAGUCAAGCAGGAGAACAAAUUGAAAUUGGCAGCGCUGCUCGAGGAAGAUUACGGCAUUAAGGUGAAUUCAGCGUCGUUGUUCGACGUGCACGUGAAGCGCAUUCACGAGUACAAACGCCAACUGUUGAAUUGCUUACACAUCAUCACAAUGUACAAUCGCAUCAAGAAGAAUCCGGCCGGGAAAUUCACGCCACGCACGGUGAUGAUCGGUGGUAAAGCAGCGCCCGGUUAUUAUACCGCCAAAAAAAUCAUCAAAUUGAUUUGUGCGGUCGCCAAUGUGGUGAAUAAUGAUCCGAUCGUUGGCGAUAAACUCAAAGUGAUCUAUUUGGAGAAUUAUCGCGUAACACUCGCCGAAAAAAUCAUUCCUGCCUCGGAUCUAAGCGAGCAAAUAUCCACGGCUGGCACGGAAGCAUCCGGCACUGGUAAUAUGAAGUUCCAAUUGAACGGCGCGCUUACAAUUGGUACAUUGGACGGUGCCAAUGUUGAAAUGGCCGAGGAAAUGGGUAAAGAGAAUAUUUUCAUCUUUGGUAUGACUGUGGAAGAGGUAGAAGCAUUGAAGAAAACUGGUUACAAUGCGUACGAUUACUACAAUAAAAUCCCCGAGCUGAAGCAAGUCAUUGAUCAGAUUCAAAACGGUUUCUUCAGCCCGAACAAUCCUGAUGAGUACAAGGACAUUGGAGACAUUCUCUUGAAAUACGAUCGGUUUUAUUUACUCGCUGAUUAUGAGGAUUACAUUAAAACCCAAGAACGCGUAAAUUCCGUCUAUCAGAACCAAAGUAAAUGGUCCGAGAUGGCAAUCAAUAAUAUCGCAUCAGCUGGUAAAUUCUCCAGUGACCGCACAAUCAUCGAGUACGGCAAGGACAUUUGGGACGUUGACGCAUCCUACGACAAACUGCCGGAGCCGAAUGUACCAAGGGAAAUCGCCCUGAAGGGAAACUAAAGAGUUAUACGAUGCCAUAAUAAUAAGCUUAACAUAAUUGUGAUUUUAUGUAUCUUGUUGUGAAUAUCUAGCUAAUCAUUUACGAACGUAAAAAUAUAUAUUUUGUUACAAGUCAAA
Molecule: messenger RNA, 2758 nt
Organism: Dalotia coriaria
Lineage: Eukaryota; Metazoa; Arthropoda; Insecta; Coleoptera; Staphylinidae
Gene: GlyP
Product: glycogen phosphorylase
Exons: 4
Coding region: 92-2641 (849 amino acids)
Biological process (GO): glycogen catabolic process
Cellular component (GO): cytoplasm
Molecular function (GO): glycogen phosphorylase activity; pyridoxal phosphate binding
Source: RefSeq, a predicted model, not a curated record